AUCUUAGUACAUGGAGAAUAGAAGCCUUGAUUCCAUUUUGUUUGAUAAAGCAAGAAGAUCCAUAUUGAAUUGGCAAAAGCGUUUCUACAUCAUAUGUGGAGUUGCAAGAGGACUUCUUUACCUACAUCAAGAUUCUAGAUUUAGGAUCAUUCAUAGGGAUCUUAAGGCCAGCAAUGUCCUACUCGACGAAAAAAUGAACCCAAAGAUAUCAGAUUUUGGGAUGGCAAGAAUAUUUGGAACAAAUCAAACAGAAGCAAAUACAUUGAGAGUUGUUGGGACAUACGGCUACAUGUCUCCAGAAUAUGCCAUGAAUGGACUCUUCUCAAUAAAGUCCGAUGUAUUUAGUUUUGGGGUUCUAGUACUCGAGAUCAUAAUUGGCAGGAAGAACAGAGGGUUUUACUACUCAAAUGAUGAAUUGAAUCUUCUUGGACAUGCAUGGAGUCAAUGGAAAGAAGGAAAAGCACUUGAACUCAUCGAUCCAUCGAUUGCAGGUUCAUAUUCGCCAUCCGAAGUGCUUCGAUGCGUGCAGGUUGGGCUCCUCUGUGUUCAAGAGCGCGCGGAAGAUAGACCAACAAUGUCCACUGUGGUAUUGAUGUUGAGUAGUGAAACUGUACUGAUGCCACAGCCUAAAAGCCCUGGGUUUUGUGUGGGAAGGAACCCUAAUGAAACAGAAACGUCUUCAAGUAAGCAAGACCAAUCAUACAGUGUGAAUGAAGUUACUGUCACGAUGCUACAUGCUAGGUAGAGAAACAAGCAUAGCCUCACAAAACAGAUUUGUAUACUUCAAAUGAUUCAGCAGAGAACAUGUAAAUUUUCCUGCUUGUAAUAGUUGCGGCGUCUUGAGAUCAUCUUUGAUUUUGUUUUUGGUGUAUAUAUGA
Neltuma alba is the source of this 878-nucleotide messenger RNA. Its product is annotated as receptor-like serine/threonine-protein kinase SD1-7. The record is from RefSeq and is a predicted model, not a curated record. Gene Ontology annotation, molecular function: protein serine/threonine kinase activity; ATP binding. Bases 11 to 745 code for a protein of 244 amino acids. The transcript is spliced from 4 exons. Gene Ontology annotation, biological process: protein phosphorylation. NCBI's taxonomy places the organism in Eukaryota, Viridiplantae, Streptophyta, Magnoliopsida, Fabales, Fabaceae. Gene Ontology annotation, cellular component: plasma membrane.